AUGGCUCGUGGAAACGAAACUGCCUCCAAGAUCUUCUACAAGGGUAGCUCGGACGACUUCAUUGUCUUCGUCGAUGACAUUGACACCCUCAGGAAGUGGAAGAAUGACCGCAGCAUUCCUCUGACUGAUGUUCUGAACGGUUGGAAGAUUUUCCUGACUCGGUCCCACGGAGCUCAAGGCCUCCUUGAUACCGCUAGCCAGAGCGCUCUUCAGAAUGAAUUUGGCACAACCAAAGAUGAUGAGUGCAUGAUCAAGAUCCUAGAAGCCGGCGAAUACCAGCCCUCCCAGGCACGCGAGCGUGAGGGAUACAAGAAUGAGUCCAACGGUACUCGCUAA
Messenger RNA from Penicillium mononematosum, 336 nucleotides. RefSeq names its product SBDS family protein. Lineage: Eukaryota; Fungi; Ascomycota; Eurotiomycetes; Eurotiales; Aspergillaceae. The transcript is spliced from 3 exons. The record is from RefSeq and is a predicted model, not a curated record. The coding region runs from base 1 to 336 and encodes 111 amino acids.